Pimephales promelas (fathead minnow) is the source of this 5184-nucleotide messenger RNA. RefSeq names its product striatin, calmodulin binding protein (gene strn). Gene Ontology annotation, molecular function: calmodulin binding; protein phosphatase 2A binding; armadillo repeat domain binding. The record is from RefSeq and is a predicted model, not a curated record. Lineage: Eukaryota; Metazoa; Chordata; Actinopteri; Cypriniformes; Leuciscidae. Gene Ontology annotation, cellular component: dendrite.
AACGUCAUGAAGUGACAGCAGCAGCUCGCGGUGAGUGAGCCCGUUUCCCUUCGAGCUCCGAGGCGGAUAUUUCAGCGAGCGAUCGGACGAAAUCUAGUGUCCGUGUGGUCGAUCAGACCUCCGAUUCCCGGCCUGGCCAUGGACGAGCAGGCGGGCCCCGGUGUGUUCUUCAACAACAACAACAACUCGGUCCUCCCCGGAGCGAAAGCGCCUCAGCCGGGCGACGGCGGGGACACGGCCCGCGCUCAGUACAGUAUUCCGGGGAUCUUACACUUUCUCCAGCACGAGUGGGCCCGUUUUGAGGUGGAACGAGCCCAAUGGGAGGUGGAACGGGCCGAACUGCAGGCUCAGAUCGCUUUCCUGCAGGGCGAGAGGAAAGGCCAGGAGAACCUGAAGAAGGACCUGGUGCGACGGAUAAAGAUGCUGGAGUACGCUCUGAAACAGGAGAGGGCGAAGUACCACAAGCUGAAGUACGGGACCGAACUCAACCAGGGCGACAUGAAGCCUCCCAGCUACGACUCCGAUGACGGCACCGAGAACGAGGCUCUUCCUGAACCGGCCAAUAGCCAGCUGAGCUGGAAACAGGGUCGCCAGCUGCUCAGACAGUACCUGCAGGAGGUGGGCUACACCGACACGAUCCUGGAUGUGAAGUCUCAGCGGGUCAAAGCUCUGCUGGGAUUGGCCGGAGACAGUGGAGAGCGACCCGGAGACCAGCGGCCCGAGCCCAUGGUGAACGGCACCGAGCCGAGCGAGCUGAGGGACCAAACCAGCAUGAUCGGUAAACCCGAGAUGUCGGACUCGGCCACGGUUCUGGAAGCCUUCAAGUUCAUCGAGAAAGCGGCGGCAGAGUUCAGCGAUGAAGAUGAGGAUGAUGAUAGUGAGGGACAGAACAAGACCAUCGUGGACAUCGCCACCAUGGUGAGGAGGAAGGUUUCUCCGUCGCCCUCCUCUUCCUCCGCAGACAUGAGUGAUGAUUUGGACACAGAUGAAGUUCUGAAGGGCUUUGAUUUCCUGGCUAACAGUGAAGACAUGGAGGGCCCGUCAGAAACACACUCCUCUGCGGACAGAGCCGACUGGGAGAAGGAAGAGCAGAGCCCCUCGUCUGAGUCCUGGGACGUGGAUGAGGGCCUGAUCUCUAAACUCAAGGAACAGUACAAGAAGGAGCGCAAGGGCAAGAAGGGGGUGAAGAGGCCGAACCGGUGUAAGCUACAGGACAUGCUGGCUAAUCUGCGAGACGCGGAGGAUUUGUCGUCUAUUCAGCCUCCGGUGGCGCCGCCGGUGCGUCCCAACUUACCCCGCCUCAACGAGAACCAGCUGGGCCGCACCGAUGAGGUGGAAGCCUUGACCUUUCCUCCGUCCUCGGGGAAGUCCUUCAUCAUGGGUUCAGACGAGGCGCUGGAGAGCGAGCUGGGUCUGGGAGAACUGGCCGGACUCACCGUGGCCAACGAGGCCGAGACUCUGUCCUACGACAUCACUAACAACAAAGACGCCCUGCGCAAGACGUGGAACCCGAAGUUCACCCUCAGGAACCACUUCGACUCGAUCCGCGGCCUGGCGUUCCACCCGGUGGAGCCGGUUCUGAUCACCGCGUCUGAAGACCACACGCUGAAGAUGUGGAACCUGCAGAAGACGGCACCCACCAAGAAGUGUGCAGCUCUGGAUGUCGAGCCCAUCUACACGUUCAGGGCUCACAGGGGUCCGGUUCUGUGUGUGGUGAUGAGCUCGACUGGAGAGCAGUGUUUCAGCGGCGGCUUAGACGGAUCCAUUCAGAGCUGGAACACUCCCAACCCCAACAUCGACCCCUACGACUCCUACGAGCCGUCAGUGCUGCGCGGGUCGUUGUGUGGACACACAGAUGCAGUGUGGGGAUUGGUCUACAGCUCGGCUCAUCACACACUGCUGUCCUGCUCCGCUGACGGGACCGUGAGACUCUGGAACGCUGCAGACGCUGCUCCCGCCAUCGCCCUCUUCAACCAGAACCAAGAACUGGGCGUCCCGUCGUCAGUGGAUCUGGUGUGCUGUGACCCGGCUCACAUGGUGACGUCCUUCAGCAACGGCAGGACCGGCAUCUUCAACAUGGAGACCCGACAGAUGGUCCUGGAGCUGGAGUCGCAGGCCGCCGGGAAGCCCGAUGCGCCGUGUCAGAUCAAUAAAGUCCUGAGCCACCCCACGCUUCCCAUCACCGUAACGGCACAGGAGGAUCGGCACAUACGCUUCUUCGACAAUAACACCGGCAAGUGUAUUCACUCUAUGGUGGCUCAUCUGGAUGCUGUAACCAGUCUCGCGGUGGAUCCCAACGGACUCUACCUGAUGUCCGGCAGUCACGACUGCUCCGUGCGUCUGUGGAACAUGGAGAGCAAGACGUGCAUCCAGGAGUUCACGGCUCACCGGAAGAAGUUCGACGAGUCGAUCCACGACGUGGCGUUUCAUCCCACCAAAUGCUACAUCGGCAGCGCGGGAGCCGACGCCCUCGCUAAAGUCUUCGUAUGACCUCUGACCUCCGACCCAAACCGCUUCCACGACCUCGAAGCUGAUGAUCCGGGCGGGCCUGGUGCUCGAGGGGAAGCACACACACACACACACACACACACGAGGAGCGUCUCGGCUCCUCCUCCGUUCAGCCUCACAGGAAGUGACACGCUUCCUAGAGUAAUUUCUUUAUUUCCCUUUCAUUAUGUCUCUCCUGACGUGAGCAUUAUUUCUCUCCUUUUAAACGACGUGCCUUUUGCUUCAAACAGUCUCGAGAAAGUCGGACUCCGUUCCUCUCCGGCGAGUGGAAACACACUUUUAAACUCAAAUACGGCAAAUUAUGAUCGCGCGCUCUAGAGCCGGGUGGUCUGAACACACCGAAGCGAGCGUCAGGUCCGGGUCCGGGCCGCGCUGGUAAUUUAUUCAAGACUAUCUGUACAUAAUAUAACACGAAAACGACUAUGGGACAUAAACCAAUCAAGACGCUCCAGAGUCACAUGACCAGCGCGUCAUUAAGAACAGAAGGAUCUCUCUGUUAGAUAUGCUAACUCUGGAUUCUGUGGCGAGUCCGUCUUCUUCAAACAUCACGAGCGCUAACGUUGAAUUAAUAAUAUUAAUAUUUUAACGCGUAAACCUGCGGUUUCUCCCGGAUCGGAUUAAACUCCGUUUGCCUGUUUCUGGAUGUUUUUCUUUUUAAAAGCGGCCCGUCUGUGAAACCCUCUCGCUCAGAUCCCUAACGCUGAUCGCUUGAUUAGAGUUUAUGAAUAUUUGUGAUUAUGCAGAAAUAGUUUGAAUGUGUUGCAGUUUUUGACCAGCUGUACUCCGAGUACAACGAUUCGGGAUCUAUAUUUGUCUGAAAUCUGUGAUGUUUAUUUAUUUUUGCCUUUUUUUUAUCUUUUGUUUCGCCUGUGAUGCCAAAUGAGUAACUGGUGAUCCGGUCCGCGUGAUUGGCCCUCGGAGCGCGUGGCUCGCCCGUGUCGCUGCACAGGUGGUGGUUUAUGUGUUUGAUAUGUGAUCGUUGGGAACAGAUGCUAGUGUUUUUAUCAUUGUAUGACUGGUGAUCGGUCGCAGAUAGAUCGUAACCCACGUUUUUUUUAUUUGAACUCUUCUGCUUUAUCUGAUUGGUCUGUGAUUACUUGAACUCUAGACGUGCGUGUGCAGGUCUGCGUGUUUUUAACUGCUAGGAUAGAGAUUUCUGCUGUUACGGGGAUCGUUGGCCUUUACGCGACGUCACGAGCACUACGCGAGAACUGAGUGUUUGUGUGUUUCCUUCAGGCGGGAGUUUGCUACUCGACCAAAUGUUGUUAAAGGACUAGUUCAGCCAAACAUGAAAAUGUCAGCGUUUACUCGCCCUCAAACCCGGGGGACUUUCUCGCCAAUUUUUUUUUUUUAAGUUAUGUGACUUUUUAUAUCACAAUUGUGACGUUUUUCCUCUAAAUUCUGAGGGGGAAAUAUUGCGAUAAUUUCUCGCAAUUACAACUCACAAUUUACUUUUAUCCUCAGAAUUGACAAAACAACAUAGUAAUUACGAGGAGAAUACGAUAGGGCUUUAAUGUCUGAAUUGCGAUAUAUAAACUUGAAAUUCUGUGGGGAAAAUUUUCAAAAUUGUGAUAUGCGCGCUAUUAAAAAUGGUAAUUAGGACUUUUAAUAUCACAGUUUUUACUUUCUCACAACUUUGCGUCUGUAUUCUCCGAACUUUGAGAAAAAAAAGAUUGUCUUGCGAGUUACUCAAAGUAAUUGCAACCUUUUGUUGACAUUUUUUCUGAAUUUUGAGUUUAUUUCCCAAAUCUGAGGGAGAAAAAACAAUUGUGAAUAAUUUCUCGCAAAUUUAAAACUCAAAAUUGACUUUUUUUCUCAGAAUUGAAGGACAAAAUAGGAUAAUAAGCCUGAAUUGUGAGAUAUUGGCUAUUCUUGCAAUUAAAAAUAAUACUUUUGACACUUAAUGAUCUGCUCAUUUUAAGGUGUUGAACAGAAUCUCCACGCGAGGGUGAUUAAAUACUCAUUUUUUUCAUUUUUGGAUUCUUCUCCUUUAAAUCUGAGGCACGUCUGACGUUAAGCUCAGAGCGCGCGCGCGCCGGUGUGGGACGUUGAAAGGGAACCGUGUGCGUGUUUUCGUACUAGUAAAUAUAUUUUCUGAUUUCGUUCAUUCUCGGUGCGUAUUAAUUUUAGAUAUAUAAGAAUCUCAAUAUGUAUAGUUUUAAAGUAUUGAUCAUCAAUCUAUUUAUGAACCAGAAAACAGUGUAUAUUAAAAUUGCGACGCUAACUGAGGAUGAGAGGCUGUAGUGCUGGAGAGAGUAGUUCGCGCCACCUGCUGGUCAGAGAUGGGAACUGGACAGCGGACUCGGCUACUGAACAUACUCAAGUGCUAAACGGAGAUUUAAUAACCGGUUACUGAUCGAUCGACGCGCUUCUAUGAUUAUCGGAAACAUUUGAGUUAAGAUGGAGAUUUUGAAGGGAGUUUGAUUGGACGAUCGGGCUGUGACGUCACACUCGAGACGUGUUCCGGUUCCGCCUGUAUAGAGCUGUCACUGAACUUUUACCCUUUUGGUUGUAUAGAGAGAGUGGAAAGAUUGUUAAUAAAUGCUAUGCUCCUCUUGUAAAUAUUUUAUUAUUGAUAUUACAGUUUAUUCUUGAUUUCUUGUUGUAUUCUUUUUUUUUUCCUCAGAUGGACAUUUAUCAAUAUAAUACAAUAAUAAAAGAAUAUGUUGUAUUUCA